This is a messenger RNA of Lottia gigantea (owl limpet), 2073 nucleotides long. RefSeq lists its product as hypothetical. NCBI's taxonomy places the organism in Eukaryota, Metazoa, Mollusca, Gastropoda, Lottiidae. The record is from RefSeq and is a predicted model, not a curated record. Gene Ontology annotation, molecular function: protein binding; phosphatidylinositol 3-kinase regulator activity. Gene Ontology annotation, cellular component: extrinsic component of endosome membrane; early endosome membrane; late endosome membrane. Gene Ontology annotation, biological process: early endosome to late endosome transport. Bases 1 to 2073 code for a protein of 690 amino acids. The transcript has 17 exons.
AUGGCGACUGCUACGAGCAGAGUCGAUGAACUCAUUAAAGAUUAUUUGUUGUUUCGUGGUUUAACAUCGACAUUGAAAGCGCUGGAGAAUGAAUUGAAAACUGAAAAGGAAAAAGGUCUUCGGGCUGACAAGAUAGUAGAACAGAUACAAUAUUAUAUUGUUAAUAAUGAUUUGCUUGGUUUACGAGAUUACUGGACAUUUUUAAACAGCAGGUUAUUUUUACGCCUAGAACAACAAUAUAUGUCAAGUGUUCGUAGAUUGGAAGUUAAUAUAUUAAAACUAUACAUUGUAAUAGCUUCACAAUCAAAUAAACCUGAGAAAAUUGUUGAGUUCUUUGAUAAGAUGAUUCUUCUUGCAGAUUUACAGAAUCAACCUGAAUUUAGGGAAUGGUUUGCAUUUCCUUUUAUCAAGAAUCCAGAAGAAAAUCCGACAUUUAUGAUGUAUUUUAAUAAACAGUGGCAAGAUACAUUAAUGUUAUCAUUACAUAACUUUCUCAUUCCAACACUUUUGAAUUUUGAAUAUGAUCAUAAAAGGAUGAAAUUUUUGCAAGAAGAAAAUUCAGUUUUAAAAGAAAGGGUAACUUAUUCCUCCCAACAAGAAAUGGCGAAAUUUGAAAAAUUAAUUUUGAAAACCAUGAGUUUUCAACAAGAAUUUCAAACAUGUCAACUUUUGGAGGAACUUUUUCUCAUAUAUCAGAGAUAUCUUUGUUGUUUUCUAAUAAAUCUUUUUCAUGCUAUAGUAAAAGAUCUGUGGCAUGAAUUGUAUCAAAAAUCUAUUGAAUCCAAUGACAGAAGACUGAAGCUAUAUCAAUCCAGUUUUAUCUCUGACAAAUUGAGUAAGGAACCUACAAGGUCAAGUUCACCAGAUAAACAAAAGACUAACCGACGUCCCCUCUUUAACCUUUCCACUGGUUUACUGAGUAAAAAGAAACCAGAGGUGAAUACUGCCACAACUUCUAAACCAGAGAUUUCCAAGCCUGUCAAGAUUAAACCAAAGCCAGCCAUUGUUCCUGUUACAACAACCAAAAAGACCAUAUCUACCACACCAAGACAAACUUCAGUUGUUAUGGAAGAAUAUAGUGAACAUCAUUCCUCUGUAUCAUAUAGCAGGUUUUCACCGUCUGGACAGUAUAUAUCUAGUCUCGAUGUAGAUGGUAUUAUCAAAUUAUGGACAUGGAGUCCUCAACCAGCCACAAUCUAUACUGUUAUGGCUAGAUCAGCUUUUCUAUCAUUAGAAUGGGUGAAUAAAUCAGAUAGAUAUUUAUUAUUAGGCAAUAGAAAUUUUAACAUAAGAUUAUUGGAUGUAAAAGAAAAUAAGACAAUAAAGGAAGUAGCUGUCGAUACAGUGUAUCCAAGGAUAUUGAAUAUUACAUCCAACCCUUCUGGUUUGAGUUUUAUAUGUUCGGCAGCAGGACAGAGAAUGAGAAAUUUGUCCAGUGAAGUGAACCCAGGAAGUAAGCCAGGCAAAUUGAUGUUAUGGGAUGUUAAAACAAUGAAGAUGGAGAAACAAUUAGUAUUAGAUCCUAAUCCAGUGGCUAUCAAUUGUUCAUCAUAUAAUCAUAAUGGACAGCUACUAAUAACUGGUGGUGCAGAUGGGAUUGUUAGACUUUUUGAUAUUCAUCAGUGUAAAUGUAUUUCUCAAUGGAAUGCUCAUGAUGGAGAAGUAAACGGUGUAGAAUUUAGUUCAGAUGAAACAUCAUGUUAUACCUUUGGAGCAGAUGGAAAGUUUUUACAAUGGAGUAUACAUAAACCUGGAAGUAAAUUGGAAGAGUUACCAAUUCAUGCUGGUGCUUCCCUACCAUUCCUAGCUACUAGUCCAACUGGUAAUAAAGAACUACCAAGAGGAAGUUUAUUCUCAUUUGAUUCUGAUGGACGAUAUAUCUUAACUUGUGAUAGAAAUAAAACUGUUAUUUAUCAGGCUGAUAAGGAAUUUGGCUUGAAGAAGACCAUGGAGUUAAAGGGACAUAAAAGUUCUGUAACAACUGUUGAUUGGUCUCCUUCUCUAGAUACCAGAGUGGCUCUAUCUGGCGCUAUGGAUGGAAAAAUAAAAGUCUCUACUUUACUAUCCCAGUGA